Molecule: messenger RNA, 2217 nt
Organism: Akanthomyces muscarius
Lineage: Eukaryota; Fungi; Ascomycota; Sordariomycetes; Hypocreales; Cordycipitaceae
Exons: 10
Coding region: 1-2217 (738 amino acids)
Cellular component (GO): VCP-NPL4-UFD1 AAA ATPase complex
Molecular function (GO): polyubiquitin modification-dependent protein binding
Source: RefSeq, a predicted model, not a curated record
AUGAUAAACCUUAUCAGACCCGUCGCCGGGAAGAUGAGCAAGCUGAUUUCCUCAUGGAAGCUGCUUGCGACGACGAGUGAAGAGGAAAAAGAAAAAGCGCUUACACUCUGUCGAGGUCCUAUUGACUAUGCGCAGAAUUCGGGCGCAAUGUAUGAUGCGGUUGACGAUGAAACAAUAUCUACGGCAGAGCCGCUGACGCUGCCUGGCGAUAGAAGCUUCGCCAUCAGACUUAGUUCCUUUUCCUGGCUUAUCACUCUGAUGAAAGCUGUACCUCUCGGCCGACAUUCACUCAAAGCAAGAGACUUGUUGGAGAACGCAUCCGUUAGAAUGGAUGAGCUGCCGGCUCUAAAAUGGCAAGGCAAUUUCGCCCUGCUUCCACUAGAGGCAGUCGGCGGCAAUAGUCUGGAUGGAGACAAGAUAAUCCUGCCCCAGUCUGCGCUCGAACAGCUGCUCUCCGCGUCGGCGUCUCAGGCUGUCAUGCAGAACAACUACACGACGCCAUCAGCACAGCUUCCAAACCCAUUGACCUUUCGCCUUGUAAAUCCAGCCACCAAUAAGGCUGUUUAUGCUGGAAUUCGGGAGUUCUCAGCGCCGGAAGGCACAGUUAUGCUGAGUCCGUAUUUGCUCAGCGCUUUGGGUUUGGCUACAGACUCAGACGCCACCACCAAGAGCUCGUCUUCAACCGCGUCGCGAACGCAACUUGAUAUACACGCCGCAACCUUACCAAAAGGCACCUAUGCUCGACUGCGACCCUUGGAGGCUGGAUACAAUCCCGACGACUGGCGGCCUCUGCUCGAAAGACAGUUGCGGCGAAACUUUACUUCGCUCACCAAAAAUGCGACGAUGCUCGUGUACGGAGUCCGCGGAGAGGUUUUCCAAUUACUAGUCGACAAGCUAUCGCCGGAAGCAGAGGGUGUCUGUGUGGUGGAUACGGACCUCGAGGUUGACAUUGAACCUUUGGACGAGGAACAGGCGCGCGAGACGCUGCGCCAAGUUAUCAACACCGGCCGCCAAGCAAACGGCAGCGGGGGCGCCAAGGGUGGUGCAAUUGAUAUUUGGAAGCCCGUAUCUGACGAGAUUGCCGUUGGCAGCUAUGUCGAUUAUACUCUUCCCUCUUGGGAUCGAUCCCAACCCUUGCAGCUAACGCUGUCCAACAUGUCGGAUCCUGACGCUCUGGAGCUCUUUGUCACGCCGAAAUCAGGCUAUCAGCGAGCUCUACCUCGAAACACAGAGCACGUUUUCAGCACUUUCGACUCGGCUGGAUCAAGUACAACGAAAACAAAGGUCAUUUCGCCGACAAACGUGGAGAUGGAAAAGGCCGAGAGCAUACAAAUAUCCGUCUACGCGUACCCGGACCCCACGGACACAAUACCACGAGAUACUAUUCAGUACACCCUUCGCGCUCAGAUCUGCCGAGGAAACGACGAAGUCAUUACCGUGGAGAACGUCGAGAAUACCCAAACGCAUGGGGAAAAUGAAGCGCAAUGUUUGAACUGUCAGCAGUGGGUUCCGAAGCAAAGUCUUGUUUUGCAUGAGAGCUUCUGCCGACGCAACAACAUUAUCUGCCCUAAGUGCAAAAUGGUCUUUAAAAAGGGAUCCGACGAGUUCAACGCACACUGGCACUGUGAACACGACGAGGCUCAUGGCACUACACCAUACAGCAAGUACAAGCAUGAUGACAUAUUCCAUGGCAGCUGGCUAUGCCCAUCUUGCACUUUUCAGACAAAUUCAUUGCCGGAUUUGGCAAGACACAGGAGUACGGGUGCUGAUAUUGGGCUUUGCUCUCUCUGCUUCGGACCGCUCUAUGUCAGCAUGCACGAUCCGGACGGAAAAGCGCUCCGCCGACGAAUCGAAAGACGCUAUCUCACACAGCUGAUGAGCGGGUGCCGCAAGAGCCAGUGUAUCAACGAAUGGUGCAAGACUGGCCGCGCCAACGCUGGACUGGAGGUCAAGGGGUCGUCGGUACAGGCUGCUCUGCCGCUGGUUAAGCCACUGGUGGCUACAUGUCUCGACCUGGACACGCCCAUGUACUUUUGCGUCGACGAGCUGAGCCAGACUGGUCGCAAGUUGGCUGCCGCGAUUGCUUCGGAGGGCAUUUGGGAUCUCGAAUGUGGUCCCAUUACCGAGUCGGCCGGGUCACUUAACGAGGCCCUGGAAAAGCGUGACCUGCAUUUCGUUGGCGACGUCGUCUCGAGGCGGACAUUGAAACCAUAUUGA